This is a messenger RNA of Bacillus rossius redtenbacheri, 2064 nucleotides long. Its product is annotated as sialin-like. The coding region runs from base 76 to 1500 and encodes 474 amino acids. Gene Ontology annotation, cellular component: membrane. The transcript has 10 exons. The record is from RefSeq and is a predicted model, not a curated record. Lineage: Eukaryota; Metazoa; Arthropoda; Insecta; Phasmatodea; Bacillidae. Gene Ontology annotation, biological process: monoatomic anion transport; transmembrane transport. Gene Ontology annotation, molecular function: transmembrane transporter activity.
GCAGCGCGGGACCGCUCUCCGCCUCCAGCCGCAGAAGGUGUGAACUCCGACCCUGUAACGAGCACAGCUCACAGUAUGGCAGCCAAAGCGCCGCUGUGGGGGUCGUGCCGCCUCGUGCUCGCGUGCUGCGCCUUCGUGUCGCUGCUCAACUGCUUCGUGCAGCGCUUCAACCUGAGCUUCGCCGUGGUGUGCAUGCUGCGGCCCGCCGCCAACAACACCGACACCGACCAGACGGGAGACCUGGCGUGGGACCGGCCGCUGACGGAGCUGCUGCUGAGCGCCUUCUUCUACGGCUACCUGCUGGCGCAGCUGGCCGGCGGGCGGGUGAGCGACGCGCUGGGCGGCCGGCGGCCCUUCGUGCUGGGCAACGCCGCGCAGAGCCUGCUGGCCGCGCUGCUUCCCGCCGCCGCCGCUUGGGGCGCCGCCGCCGUGUUCGCCGUGCGCCUGCUGCAGGGCGUCGCCUGCGGGUUCUUCCUGCCUGCUAUGUUCUCGCUGUUCCGUGUAUGGAUGCUGCCCGAAGAAAGGACAUCGCUACUGGCCUUCGCCUACGUCGGCGUGCCGCUGUCCUUCAUCCUCACAUACCCACUCUCAGGCAUCCUCUGCCACUUCAUGAGCUGGCCGUUCAUCUUCUACGUGACAGGACUGUUCGGCGUGGUGUGCUCGCUGCUGACCUACUUCCUGGUGUUCGACUCGCCCGAGAGCCACCCGCGGAUAUCCCAGGAGGAGCUGGCUGCCCUGCGUGAAGCCGUGCCUCCCCAGCUCACGAAACAGAAGAAGGUGCCGCUGCGGGCCAUGCUGCUGUCGGGGCCCGUGAACGCCAACCACGUGGCCAACUUCUGCUACAACUGGGGCUUCAACACGGUGGCCACAAACCUGCCCAUCUUCCUGAACGAGGUGCUCGAGUUCGACGUGAGGCAGAACGGGCUGUUCUCGGCGCUGCCCUACGCGGGGCUGAUGGUCAUGCGCCUGAUCGUGGCUACCAGCUUCGCUCGCUGCGUGCGCGCGACCGGCCUGGGGCUCACGGUCGUCAGGAAGCUGAACCAUACCAUCGGCGCGGUGGGCGCGGGCGCCUGCAUGCUGGGGCUCGUCGCGCUGCCCUCCGCCUACAAGGUGACGGCUGUGCUGCUGGUGGCGGCCAGCCAGACCGCCGCAGAGCUGUCCUACACUGCGGGCUUCCUCGGCAGCCUGCUGGACCUGGCGCCGGCGCACGCCGGCCUGCUCAGCGGCUGGACCAACGCCGUGGGCGCCGCCACCGGGCUGCUGGCGCCCGGCGUCGUCGGCGCCCUCACCCGGCAGGGCUUGCGGGACGAGUGGAACACAGUGCUGUACAUCACCGCGGGAUUCUACCUGCUGGGGGCCUUGGUGUACCUGGUGUUCGGCAGCAGUGAGCUCCAGCCGUGGGCCGCGCCCGGGGCGGCCAAUUCGGAGCCCGAGGCGGAGCCCCUGCUGACCGCCGACACGACCAAAGCUGUCCCGCCGCAGUCCUCGCAGUCCUCGUGAGCUGCAGGAGAGCCGGGCACAUCCCGGGUUCUACCUGCUGGGGGCCGUGGGCCGUGCCCAGAGCGGUGCACUCGUGGCCCGACCCGGAGCCCCUGAUGACCGCCGACACGACCAGAUCUGUCCCGCCGCAGUCCUCGCAGUCCUCGUGAGCUGCAGGAGAGCCGGGCACAUCCCGGGUUCUACCUGCUGGGGGCCGUGGGCCGUGCCCAGAGCUGUGCACUCGUGGCCCGAGCCGGAGCCCCUGCUCACCGCCGACACAUCUUGCAGUCCUCGUGAGCUUCAUUAGAGUUGAACACCUCCCAGGUUAUACCUGCUUGGGGGGGGGGGGCAUAGUGUACUUCGAGUUCUGCGAAGUGAAUAGGAACACAGGAAGUAGUGAAGAAACAAUUGUGAUUAUUUACAAAUAGUACAAAUCCCAUGCCUUAAGUGAAUUUCUGUAAUAUGAUGUUACGAAAAGAAAUUCAUCAUAUUAUUGUACAAGGAUAAGCACAACACAAGAUUUCUACAAUGUACGAUUCUUAUACAAUAUUUCUUUAGCACCAUUAAACCAAAUUUGUAACCAUC